Molecule: messenger RNA, 20123 nt
Organism: Paramuricea clavata
Lineage: Eukaryota; Metazoa; Cnidaria; Anthozoa; Malacalcyonacea; Plexauridae
Source: the annotation of a GenBank genome assembly
CCCAAAUACAUUCCUUGUUUGAAAAUUUGUAAACGAACAUUCGCCUCGUAAUAACAACAUCACAAACAAGGAUUUACCUUUAUAUUUGACUUGUUUGGAAUAAAGAGGUAAGAAGCAGUGUCCAGACUGCUGUGUAACGGUCCUAGAAGGUUUUCGUCAAGGGGAGAAGUGUUUUAUAGGUUGCUAAACGAACAAGUGGCUUUUAAUAUAUAAACACUUUGUGGCUUUAAAACACAAGGCACAGAAUGCCCGUCCGCGGCGGUGGCGAUGAUAUUAGAGUUCACGAAGUACGAGCCGAACAGAGGGACCCACCUCCGGGUUACAGAAGACGGAAAGAACCCAGUUCACAAAGUUUUGAGCAAGGACCUGCUUAUCCUGACGAAGAGAGAGGUUUUCCACGAGCAAGUGAGCCGUACACCGCUUACAAAGUGAGUUGAAAAUAUCACGAAUGUUUAAUCCUAUCUCCUGAAAGCAAUAUAUCUUAUCUCUAUAUUAAAACACUUCGAAGACAUUCUUGUGAAAACUGAUGUUCACUUUAAAAUGUCAAUUAUAAACCCAAGGCAGAGUUAUUUGUUGAUUUCCGAGGUUGUCGAUUUCAAAAGGAAGCGAGAUGUAAAUUUCACAGUAGGCAUACUUGAAAAACAUCCUUGCACAAGUUCCCCGUGUUUUCUCUGCUUAAAGUCGGCUUGGUUUUUGCAAAAAGCUUUAAGACAUUAUGUAUAUUGUCUAAAAUGCCUGUGAACUGCCUGUAUUCUAUGUUUUAUGAAGGGUUUUAUCGCGUGCAUUGCAUGUAAAUAACUAUGAUGUUGCUCAUCGAUAAUGAGCCAAAUUAAUACAACAACGAAUAUCUCACUCAAACAUAUUCAGAUUUAGCAAAUUCCGUUCUUAAUUAAUUUCGUGUUAUUAUUCUCAUGGAGAACAAUACUCUUGCAGUAUGGAUGUCGUUUUCUUGUGUAAUGAAUAAUUUCCCCCUAAAACAAAUUAUUUUUGCCUCUGACUACAAGCGGUGCGAUGGCUGUUACAAUUUGUUUAAGAAUUAGUGAUUUAUUAAUUAUUGUUUUGAAGGUUUAAAGUUGUUCUUUUGCAAAGCAAUUUAUCCCCACUAACCACAAACAAUAGUCAGGUUAAGGCUUAGUAUUGUGACUCAACAAUAUCACACAGUUCCUCUGUGUAUAAAUGGCUAAAUGUAUAAAGUGUAAAAGCGAUUUAGGUUCUAUUAAAUUUGGAUAUUGGAAUUUGGAAUCAAAGUUGAUUAUGGAAUAUUUAUAUUUGAUACAUUUCAUACAUUUUCCCAAUUAGAAUAGCUAAUUUUGUUCUAAAAUCUCAAAAAGCCUCUUUUUAUACUGUAACGACUUGGACAAUUUCAUUCUACUAAUUCAUUUUAAAUUCCAUCCAACAGUUGACAGUUUGUGGAAUUAGUAAAACGAUAUCUUUAAUACUUUUCUGGUUCUAGCGUAUUCUAGAUUAUGUGCAAAACUUUGUUCAAACCUAAAUCGUAAUUCAAGUCAAACUGCAAUAUAGCAUCUUCAAUACUAUAUCUUAAUAAUUAAACACAAAUAUAAAUUCCUGUAGUUUAAAUUGAACAGAUGCAGACAUAUUUGAUAUUGGUUCAGAGUAACACAGUAUAAAAAUGCAGUGAAUGUUUGCUUGUGAUCAAUAUCUAAUCAGCCUAUCAAAACUUUCCAAAGCCAAAACAUUUGCUCAAUAAAUUAGGGACUCGGGAUCUGGAAACUUACUGUAUGUUCGUGCUUUUCGCAAUGUUUUUAUUUUCACCCUUCAUCAAUAUUCAAGUGGUGUCUUUAUAAAAAGGAAAUUCUUGGCUAAGUUCCCACCCACAUAGUUUGCAGUGAUAAGCUCCUGACAUGGUCUGAUUACAUGGCAGCAAACUAUUCAAAUUGGUGCUUGGUUGUUAGGUGUUGUCGGUGUAUUGUCAAACCAAUUAAUCCCUAGAUAUCAUAUAAUACCGUAUCUAUAAUUAUAUCCCGUUUUUUUCAAUAAGAAGCUAUUAAAAAUUAGCAUAAUUUUCAGGGGCAUAUUGCCAGAAAAUUGUAUCAAUUAACCCAUGAUUAAGAUCGAUGUAUUGCGCCCUUCUUUAGUAUUUUACUCUGUCUAACCCCUGAUGAUUUUACAAUGGGUUAAAUUGUUAUUAGCUUUGCUUGUUCGUGAAACUGGUGAAGCAGUUAGUAAAAGGGCUCACAUUCCCAUCCAUGAAAUCUUUAAAGCACCAUGGAUGCCAUAUAUGGUGACCCGAAAAAAUGCAAUUUUAGCUAUUGUAUGUUCCAGAUUUUAGGACAGCUAAUUAUUAGUGGGCGUUGAAAUUUAAUCUAAGGCAUGAAUUUUGACACUUACAUUAUUAAAAUUAAUUAGAACUGUUUAAGUGGAAAUUUUUUUGUAUGUUACCCGCUCAAAACUAAUUAAUAUAAUUUUCCACUUGGUGAUGACUAUAUUCAAAUUAUUUAAAUUUUUGAUAUGUUUCUCAAGCGGCAAACAAACUUAAAAGUAUGUUUAGCGCUUUACCUGUAAAAUGAUGCUGAAAUGAAGAGAUUUUAGAUGGUAUACCAAAGAGAAAAUGAUGUCUGAAGUUCAGUAAGUUUUGCAAAUACAAUAUUGCUGUAAUGGCAUUUUACAGCAUCAAUGAUAAUUGUAUUUAAAUGGACAAUAUUUAACUAUUAUUUUGUGUUUCUCAACUGCCAGAUAGACUUAAAAUGGUUUCUAACUGUGUAAACUACAAAAUAAAGCUAAAAAGUAAUUUUUGAGAGGAACGUCAAAAAGAUUUUAGAUUUUGAACAUUUUUCAUUGCAAAAUUAUGCGUCAUAGAAAAAAAAUGCCUCUUAAUAAGAAAGCUCUGCCGGUUCACUUAGUGGAUCAUUGAAAUAAUGCACUCCCCAUGCAUAAGUUUUGUUAGGAAGCGCCAGCGCUCUCCCCUUGACGAGUAAAAUCAUCCAGCAUUACACAGAGUAAGAUAAUAAAGUGGGGCACAUCAGAGCACAAUGCGAUGGCUCAGUGGGUUAACUACAUGUAGAGACAUGGGCAGAUAGGCCAGUUAACCCAUUAAAUGCCAGCACUCUCCACUUGACAAGUAAAAUCGAUUGUCUGACGUUAGACAGAAUAAAAUAAUAAAGUAGGGUGCAAUGUGACUCAAUGGGUUAAACAGGCAUAAUAUUGGUUUUACUAGACCAACUUUAAUAAUCUUCCAUUCUUCUGGUUGAAAUUCAUCACUUACAUGUACAUUUAAUUUUUGAUAACUGAAAAUUAAAUAAUUAACUAAUAAUUAACUAUGCAGCAACCUGACUUGCCUUUCUUAACAGAUGAAGUAUAAAAACUCCACAUAAAGUACAGUAUUAAGACCAUUAUAAACAAACAUAAAAACACAACUGAUAUGCUAGCUUUAUUGCAUACCAGCUUGCAUUAAAGUGAAUUAUCGAGUUAAGAAUGGCUUAAAAAUUUCGCAGAUAUGAAUAAAACUGACAACACAAAGCAAGUACGGCAUGGAAUUUUACUACAGUAACUGAAAUGUUUACACUUACCCAAACCGGCACAACAAUGAUUAAAUUAUCAAAGACAUCAACAUCAAAACAAUUAUUAUACAAACUUUGUUUCACGGUUGAACAGCCACUAAUUCAUGAAACUGCAGGCUUAUUUCAAGUUAAAGUCGAGAAAAAAAACACUGUGUUGUGCUUUUGUAAACUUUUUAACGAAAUUUAAAACAAAAAAUUGCUGUAAAAUAGCAAAAUACAUCCUUUCAAAAUGAAAAACAAUUACUUCGACAGAGCUUGUACUCGCGCAUGUGCAUAACGUCGAAAACCGUCCAUGACUAAACAAAAUGGAGGACAACUUUGCACUCCGCCACAAAAUAGGAAAGUAUAGCAGAAGUGUAACUUGAGUUGGUGCCUUUGUUGUUUUACAUCCACAAAAAAUUUAACUCGCUCCCACCAAUCCAUGCCAUCCUGGCUAGUACAGCCGGAAAAGUUUUUAUCAGGUUUUGGUAGGUACAAAGUGCCGGGUGUACUAGCCAGGAUGGCGUGAUUGAUGACGAAUUGCUUGUAAAAAUGUGGACAAAUACUUGCUUGAGUGAGACUUCUGGUAUACAGGUACCUUCCUAUUCUGUGACUCCGCUAUGUUUUCACCAGUGGUUUUUACAUAUCCGGGUAUAAUUAGCCGUGCGGAAUUAGCACCCUUGCACGGCGCUUCACGCCGCCGGCUCGGGAAAAUGUGGAACAUAACAGUACUGUUCAAUUUUUUGGGCACCCAGUCCCUAUAUAGGGUGUACUGUAUCUGCACAGAUCUGUGUCUGAUUUGCCACAUUCAUUUUGUUUCAGCUUUCAGAAAUGGAGAAACAGACAAUUAUCCUUGAAAAGGUAUAAAUGGAGUUGAGAAAAUUAGUCAGAAAUUGAUCUCUUUUUAUUUUGUGGAAAAAAUGCCAUGUUUAUUAAUUUGUGUGUUUCUUAGGCCGCUCCUGAUCAGGGUUUCGGUAUAGCCGUAUCAGGUGGGCUGGAUAACCCACAUUAUGAGACUGGCGAUACAUCGAUCAUUGUCUCGGAUGUUGUAGAAAGAAGUCCUGCAGAUGGCUUACUUCGGUAGGUUCUUUGUGAUGGUGUUGGUCAAUCAAUCGCUGCAGCAUUCCUUGUCAAUAAUAUUUUCCUGACAGUAGGCUGGGGCAGUAACUUGUCGGUAGACUGGCAAAUUUGGAAAGCCAGAAAACUAAUAUAAAGAGUCACAAAUUGCCAUUCAUUCACACAGUAUGCAAGACCUAUACGGUUCCUAUAUAUAGAUAAUUAAAAUGCGAUCACAAAGCAGAAAGCUUCAUCUGAUGCGGAUUCAAAUAAGUAAAAGUAGAAGAGAUUUAUGGCCUAAUGUUAUUACUUUUCAUAUUAACAGGCCUAGGCUUUCAUUGGUAGGGAUGCAACUACAGUACCUGAAAAAUAUAAGGAGAAUUUCGACAUUUCAAGCGAAGGGCCAAAUAACCCAUUAUUGCUCGAAACGUCAAAAUUCUCCUUAUAUUUUUCAGGUACUGUAGUCGCAUCCCUACCAAUAAAACUUGUUAAUAUUAUUGGCACUAUUUUAACCUGUACACUGGCGCUGAGACAGUUCAAGAUUACUUUUCAUAGUCCAUUUUUUGUCUUUGAAAAUGAAGCAGGUUUUCUAAUGUCAAGAUGAUGUGGAGAGAAACACCUUUAUCAUGUUUUUACGUCUGGUUUUGUUUUUUAAUCCGCCCCAGCCUAACAGACAAUCUAUUUUUGUUGCAGCAAUAAUGAUGUUAUUCUCAGUGUAAAUGGUGUGAAUGUCGAAGGUGUGGAACACAGUGUUGCUGUUGAAGCAUUGAAAAACAGUGGCUAUUCUGUCAAACUGGUAGGAAAUGGUUCAUUAAAGUUUUUUCAAAGAAAUAUAUACUUUAGGAGUCUCACAAACACAUGCUGGCAGACACUUUAGGCCACACGUUUUGACAAUCGAUAUACAUUAAAGUAACAUACUUUUUGUUUUUCAUUCAAAAGUACAUACAUAUUUAAGUCACAGAUUUUCCUAAUUCAUAUUAGGCAUACUUGCAAAACAUUCAUAACUAUGCACAAUUACGGGAACCACAGAGUAUUUUAAUAAAAUAUAAAACAACGGUAACUCCGAAAAUAAACAUUUUAAUAUUCUACCUUAAAAUUGACUAAGAUUGACAGUCUUCAUCAGGAAUCAAUAAAUGAUUGAAUCUUAGUCAAAAGCUAGAAUAUUAAAAUACCGUUCUUACCAUUGUUUUAUAUUUGCACAAUUCCCCCAUGUUUUCUCUGCUUAAAUUAAAGUCUGGUUGGUUUUCGCAAAAAGUUUUAGACAUUAUGUACAGUAUACAGAUUGUCAAGUUUUCCUACGAAUUGCAGGGCAGCAGGUUCGAUUCCUGCCAGUGGGCCGAUAGUUGCAUUUUUUACAACUGUUCUUGGGCCCUAAGAAGUAUGUGAGAAAACAUUUUCCACUAAUUUAAUGUGCCUCAGCCAGUGGAAUAAUAACACUUUAUUAUUUUCAGGUGAUCUUACGAAGAAAGCCCAGCACAGCAUCAUCAUCCCCGACCUCACCCUCGAUUCCUGCCAUCCAAGAACCUCCCCCAGCUCAGCAUCAACGAGCUCUGGCAGAGACCAGCAAGGAACCAAGAAAUGUGAUGUUAAGUAAACAUCCAGCGGAAAGUUACGGAUUGUCUUUGGGGAGUAUUUUGUUUGUGAAAGAUCUGGAUCAGAGAGGGCCUGCCGGCCGAGAUGGACAGUUGGAGUUGGGUGAUGUUAUUCUCAAGGUACAGUAAUACAGUAGUUUACAGUACAUCAUUUUCAGGCUGCCUGAGCGUGAUUAGCACAACAAGAUAAGUGACUAGGUUCAAGGACGGAUUUUCAUUUUUUUAAAAGGUCAGUGGUGGAAAAAUUUCUAGUGGGGUGCGAGCAGCACCACUUUGGCAGGGGUUAGGGGUUAGGGUUAAAGACUUUCACUCCAAAUAGGAGGGGUGAAGCAAAAUUUUGUUGGGGUUGAAAACUUUAUAAGAGCGUAAUGUCGUUGAUGUCACUCUGAACUUGCAUAUCCACACCGGGCAGGCUGAAAAGUUAGCCUGACUAUGGUGGGUUAGAGAGAUUCUAGAGGGGGUUUAACCCCCCCCCCCCAGUAAAUCCAGCCAUGACUAAGUUUCUGUUAUAUUAUUUUGUAACAAUUCGCAUUUUUCCAUUUAAGAUAAAUGACAAGAGAGUGGAUGACAUAAGUCGACCAGAUGCUGUAAACAUCAUGAGAAAUGCUCCAGAAAGAUUAGAUCUUGUUGUUCUAAGAAACAAGGAUGUUCCACCAAAUAUGCCUGCAAGGUAAUUGGUGCAUAAUGUGCAAAUAUUGCUGUACUGUAGAUCCAUACUGGAUAAUUAGUGACACCACGCAACGUUAAUGCAGUAUCAACGAUGGUGCAUCUGCGUAUAAGCGUAGUAUACAGUACUAAUGAUUCUGUUUUCAUAGGUUUGCAGGAGUAAAUGAAUCGCUGUCGAUGACGAGAUCUACAAUGGUAGAAAGUGCAAAUAAUGGUAUGAAUGGGCAAGGUGAGCACCAGGGGUCUACCACUCUACCUUAACUUUUUUGGCUACUAGUGAACAUGUGCUAGUAAGUUUCACUGUUUCUAGCAAAAAGUGCAAAGUUACGAGCAAAAUUUAUCAAUCUUUGCAUCUAUUUCAUGCAUAUGCAUUAAUGAAACUGCUGGUCGUAAUACAGUAGAUAGCUUGCACUGAGUCUGUCUAUCGUCAGAGACUUGGAAAUAAAAAUCUCAUUUCUGAAACUUUUCUGGGAUUGCUUAAUAAUUUACCCAAAUUAAGUCCAAAGUUGCAUUUUGUGAGUGUAAAAUAAGAUUGAGUGACUAUGCAACAGUUUCACCAUAAAAAUCACUAUUCAAAGUUCUCAUCGUAUUUAAUGCUGUUCAAAGCACAAAUAUCUCACAUGAUUGUUUCUUAUUUCAGACUUGAUUGCAUUUAAACAAGGCCAGUGGCAAGGUGGUGGACCAAGAGGUAGGUGCAGUACAGUAAUUGCAGUGCCUUUAAUGAAGUUAGGCAUCGGAAGGCUUGAAAUAACAGCUGAUUACUGAUCUGAACGGCAAGAAAUUGUUUACGAUCUGCAGAAUAGUAGGGUUUUCAUCAGAAAAAGUGGGGAAAGUCAUGACUUUAACUGUUGGUCACAAUGAUUGGGAACUUCAUAUGUCCUGCAUCGCAUUAUACUGUAUUCAUUGUGUGAGUUUCAGGUAGUCGGUUACGUGUUAAAUGUAAAACGUAACAGAAUGGUGAACAUGCAGAUUCGACCAUCUCAAAUAAUGGAAAUGUUGGGAUAGUAGUAUUGCAGACUGCAGAGCCUCUGCCAGAGGAGAGUGGGCAGUAAGGCUCCCUCACACACCAUCCCGUGGAAAGCAUGCACCCCUCUUUGCAGAUGAGGCUAGAUGAGGCUGUACACAACAGAUACGCUGUAUCUGGGGGAGACUAAUAGUUUGCUAAACUGGCUCUAGGGCACCUAACCUUUGUGUCACAGGUUACAGGGCACUCCAUUGUAGUAAUACAGUAUGUUUGGUUACUGAUCAUAUUCUGCAAACAAGGUGCGGUUAUCAAUGGACCAUUUACAUUAUAGACUAAAUUUUGAUCUAGACAGGUCUAGACAAAAAUUUCAUCACAGCUCGAAAGAGCGUCACAAAAUUGGUAAUAUUCCAAAGUUUCGUUGCGAAAUGUUGUAAAAUGCGGAUAAUAUAUCAUAUAUGUACUGUAGCCUUGUGAAGUUUGCCGUUUUUCAGUCAUUUUGUAUUACUGUACAACGGGAAAUUGACAGCCCUAAAGGGUAUUGGGCUGUCAAUUUCCCAUGCGUAAAGUUCAGACACACCGGACGCGAUUCGACAAUGCAUUUAAAUUAGAUUUUUAAUUUAGAUUUAUCUCCGCAUUUUACAACAUUUCGCAACGAAACUUAGUCUUUGGAAUAUUACCAAUUUUGUGAUGCUCUUUCAAGCUGUGAUGAAAUUUUGGUCUGGACUUGUUUAGAUCAAAAUUUAGUCUAUAAUGCAAAUGGUCCAUUAAAAACGAUGAAAUUCAUACAAACAGCUAAGGGAUGGUGCACACCAAACGUAUUUUGUCUUUUUCAUUCUCCCAUUCCUCAGCCAGCCGAAACAUCAUAUUUAUCUUCAAAAUUAUUUGUCUUUCAGAUGGAAUGUGGGAUAGCACGUUACGCAGCACAGCAACAUACAGUAUCUCGAGUGCUGGAAAGCGAAGUGACGAACGUGAACGAGACAUUGAUGCAAGGAGGGACAAGAAAUUCCACGGGUAAGAUUUUUUGCGAAAAUAUCACUUCAAGACUAUUUGUAAAACUGAACUAAAUAUCAAAUUUGUGUUUUAGUGAGCCACAUCUUGUGUCAUUCCACCGCACAGGAAGCAGUCUUGGUAUCCAGGUCGCUGGAGGAAAUGCUGUUGGCAUCUUUGCAAAUGCAAUCAAGGAUGGAAGUCCAGCACAAGUUGCUGGUCUCCGUGUUGGGGAUCAAAUUUUGUCUGUAAGUAUUGAUAACUAAUUGAUUUUGACUGGUCUUAAUUGUUAAUUGCUGCUAAGCGCAGUAAGGCAGCACAAUAUUGUUGACACUGAUAAAGGUUCUCCGGAGUUCAGUCUAGGCACAGUCUUCCUCGCUAUCUAUGUACCAUACUAUAUUGUUGCAAUCUCGAUUUUGCGUCGGUUGGAUGUCUGGAUGUCUACUUGCCAAUUAACGAACAUGGUAAACAGAUGUCCAUUCCAAUAAGUAAAUUCCAAAUUAGCAAACGUAAUAAAUGGAAAAUAGAGGGAAAUUGUAUGGUUGCAUUAUCUGGCUAUCUGAUCUCUUUGGACUAAAUUGUAUUAUUUCAAGAGCAUUACAUCUAAAAUGUAUUAAGUGAUGAUUUCAGUGGAUAGUAACUUCUAGUUUACUAAUUAAUGUACAAUUGAUUUAAUUAAACGCAUGUUUAAUAUUUUAGGCGAAUGAUAUUGAUUUCAAGGAUAUCACAAGAGAAGAGGCUGUUCUCAUUCUUUUGUCCUUGCCUGAGGAAGUCAGCUUGCUUGUGCAGUAUAAGAAAUCUGGUAAAUUUAUUGCUUUAAGUUUGUAGACAUUAGUGAUUACUGUAGUUUUGUUAAUUUUGUGAUUGUGCGAUUGUUUGAUGAAAGAAAUAAAUCUUUGUCUUUGUAGUUUAUGACAAAUCCAAAGAUUCACCUGGUGACUCAUUUUAUGUCAAGUACGUUUGAAUUUGAAUUUACCACGCAUACCAUACAGUAUACAGUAUAUAUCCAGUUAUCCACCCAGAGUUAAAAGGAAACAUUUAAUCAUCACCAUCAUCACCAUCAUCAUCAUCAUCAUCAUCACCACCAUCAUGCCAUCAUCACCAUCAUCAUGCCAUCACAAUUAUCAUGAUCAUGACCAUUAUCACCAUCACUAACAUCAUCAUCACAAUCACAUACACCUGUGUAGAAACUCCCCCCAAAUAUCAUCAAAUGGCUAAAUUAAUCUUUCAUUUUCCUUAGGGCCCAGUUCCACUAUGGAGGAUCAGAUGAAGACGAACUGUCGUUCAGAAGAGGAGAGGUCUUCCAUGUACUUGAUACGAUGAAUGGUGGUACCAUUGGAUCGUGGAGAGCACAGAGAGUCUUACAGAGUGGCGCUGAGACGGAAGUUGGUAUUAUACCAAACAAAUGCAGGUACUGCAUGGUCAGAUUUACAGUGGCCGAUUUUAGCUAGGAUUUAUGAUUUUGGGAGUGUUUCUUAAUUUCCAGUGAGUGUGCGUGUCAAAUUCCAAGAAUAGUCAAAACUACCAUUCUAAUUAUGGUCGCUAAGUGUUAUUUUCUGCUGGCUGAGGUACGAAAGAAGCAGAAAAUGUUUUCUCACACAAGGCUGGGAGCCCGAUUGUGAAUCGGGUGUGUUCGGGUGGUGCAGGUUAAGACAGCAGCUCCCAGCAGUGUGUGAGAACAAUCCUUUUUAAUUUAACCCAUUUGGAGUUCCAGCGCUCUCUCCUUGAUGAGUAAAAUCGUCUGGCGUCAGACAAAGUAAAAUAAUAAAGUAGGACACAUUAGAGCGCUAAGGUUAGAGUUUUUGCAUUAUAUAUACAGUAUACUGUAUAUAUAGUACUGUAUGUGCUGCAACCAAAUUCCAGGCAAUCACGCACGCGCUCAUACCCUGUACUGUAUGUUACACUCUGACGUUACAAUUGUUACAUAGCAAGAUAUUUUAAGACCAAUAUGUUUAUCAUUACUAAUCAGUCACAAUAAAAUAUACAAUUACUACAUAGAUCUGCUUAAAAGAUUGUGGUCCACGUUUGAAGCCCUCUCUUGUAUUUUCCCUAGAGCUGAGCAGUUGGCCAUUGCUCAGGAUUUGGAAAUGAAGAAGGGUGUCAAUCCCAAACUGAAAUCUGGAACAUUGAAAAGAAAAGAUGGAAAGAGUAACACUCCAAAGAAGAAGCAGUACCAAGCUGCUGAUCAACUCGAUGAAACAUCAUUCCGUAAGUAGAAUACUGCACUGUAUGGAACUCAGUAUACUACUAUACAGAAGAUGGGUUUCACUAGUAGACCGUAUCGCACGUUACAAGUGGGGUCACGCAAACGUUGUUGGUUUCAAUGUCUUAAAGUUUUAUAAUUGAAACAUUUUGAUUUUCUAGAGCUUGAUAUCAAGUAUCCUGCCUAUGAAAGAGUUGUCAAACAAAAAGGUAAAGAUAUGAUUCACACUAUCUGUAGAUCUUUCACAACGACUUAAUUUAUAUUAGCAUAUAUUGUGCUUGUAACAUACAGUGGUGUAAUGACGGCGUUUUGAAAGGUUACCAUUUUGUUUUGUAUUCCGUACUCAGUGGAAAUUCUAUAGAAGUCAUCUGGAAAAAGUUUAAGAAAAGUUUUGCACAUUUCCAUUGUAUGGAAAUUUUCCAGAAAAGGCGUGGAAAUAUUUUAGAAACCUUAGAAAUGUUUCCAGUGAUAAAGUGAAUAAUACAGUAUAAUCUUCCUCCCAUAGCUGGGUAUGUUCGUCCUGUGGUCUUGUUGGGACCAAUUGCUGAUAUUUGCAGAGAUAAACUAAUGGUGGAAUAUCCCGAGAAAUUCACUUCACCUGGUACGUACAUUAUUAUUUCCUUGAAAUACUUCAUAUAUAUGUUUUACUGUACGUGUUUCUUUAGCCGGUCAGUCUUGAGUGUUUACCUAUAUAUUUAUCACGUUUUAUUUUCUAUAGCUACAUUUGGUCGUUUUGAUGCCAAUAAACAGUCCGGAAUCAAGCUCAGUGCUGUCCGAGACAACAUUGCCAGUGUAUGUAUUUUGUGUAGUAUUUAUAUGUAAUAUUAGUAUGUAAUAUUACAAUACUGUACAAUGAAAAUUAUGAACGUACGUAAAAAGUUACAAUCAGAUCAAAUGUAUGAAACAAACAAACAAACGAAUAAUCUAACGAGCAACCUAACGAGCAAACUAACGAGCAAACAUGAUAUCGUGUGUUUAGGGCAAACACAGUUUACUUGAUGUCACGCCUGAAGGAGUUGAAAUGUUGAAUUUCGUUGGAUUGGAACCAAUUGUUGUGUUCAUGCAGCCAAGUAAUAAACAACUUAUCAAGUAAGUUAGCUAAAGACAACAGAGGGUGCUUCUUUGCGCGCACUGGUCAAGUUUUACAAUUUUGCUCCAUUAUUUAUCACACGUAUCUUGUAGGGACCUGCGUCACGAUUUGACCAACAAAACUCACUCCGCGAGAUUUGUGAAGAAACUUUACGACCAAGCUGAAACUCUCAGUAUCGAGUAUCCGUACUUGUUUACAGGUGAGUUACUGUGGAUUUGUAACAUACAGUUUAUGUCUGCCCUCGUGGGAAAUACAGUAGUUGGUUUUGUUUUCCCCAGAAUUUUCAUUGAGAUUCGAUGGAAAACAAAACAAUUUAAAAGUUUUAUGUACAAAACUGUUAGUCUGUUAAUAACAUGGUUCCUAGUUACUUAUCAAGAAAAUUUACUCAACUUCUUUGAUAAUCGAACACAAUUUUCGAGGCUCUAAUCACAAACUUUUUGUUCCAAGACCCUUAACUGAAUCCUUAAAGAAAAGCUUUACUUAUAUAGGGGCUACGCUAUGGAACCACAUACCCGUCGAACUCACUAGGGCUGAAUCUCUCGUUGAGUUUAAACCUAAAAUUUCUUAAUAAUUGUAUUGUCUGUAAAUAUAGUCUAAAUAUUUUGAUAUUUAUUAGAAAUGAGUUUACUAGCAUACUAGGUACACGUUUCCAUUGAAGAGCACUUAUUUUAACUUGUGAAAUGGAUCUCGUGUUUUAAAUAAAGAUGUCAAUCAAUCAAUCAAUCAAUCCGGUUCAUUAUUGUUGACAAGAUCGUAACCUGAUGUAUAUCUUGUGAUUUAGCUGUGAUUUCUCUGGAACGAAACAACAAAUGGUACACAGAUUGUAUUGAUCUCAUCAAGAAACAACAGGAAGAUCCUAUUUGGCUGCCUGAAACGCUGGUAAGAAUUUUACUCGUGAAAUUUUGGAGGGAAAUUUCGGCUACUUCACUGCGAUUCUAUAUUUUCCAUAUUUUUUUUAAACUGUAUUGAGCCACCUUCAACUCUUGGUUUUGAAUCUCUCAAUAUAGAACCAACAGGAACAACCUCACGAUGACGAAGUUGUCCUCCAAAUGCCGCGACGCUCUGUUGGCUAUGACAUGGAUCAGAGUGGGUUAGACCUCCCCGGUGAUCUUGAGCGUAAACCCGAGAAUUACCCCAACCCCCCUGACGAGGAAAUUGUCGUGGCGGCAUCCGCUUCCAUGGAGCAAUCUGAACAAGCCCCCGUUGUCCAGGCGUUCAGCGUCACACCAGAAGUCACGGAAAGGGAUUGGCGAGAGGAAGAGGAGCGUGAAUUUCAGAGAAAGCAAGAACAAGAACGAGAAUUUCAGGUAGGGUUGAGUCGUAGUCGACAGGGCUCAAGGGGCUGAACUUCCCUUGUUAAAAAUUUCAUGCCGAUUUGGGGGGCUGACCUCCCAAUAUUUUUGCAGAUUGAAUGUUCAUAACGUGGAAAGUUCAUUGCAGCUGUAGGGUUGAAUUGAUGCAGUAAUGAUGUUAGUAAUCUGUACUUGAUUACUAGUCACUUACAGCAUAUUGAUAAUCGGUAGAUAUCGAUUGAUCGGCCGAAAUUGUUUAGCAGUGCUUUCAUUUCCCAUUGCCUGGAAUUCUUUAGAUUCUCGGUAAAAGAUUCCUCAGAUUUAGUAAAAUUUCUUUAAACAUGGGGCAGGCAUGUUUUUUGGGAAUUCAUGGCCUGAAUGAUUGAGAAUUACAAAGUUAGGUUUCCAGAAUUUUUGUCUCAUUUGGGAAUUGGGAUUUUGAGCAGCAUCGCCAGAAGGGAAUUCACAUAGUUGGUCAAGGAAUAUCUUCCUUCGAAAAAUUUUUGCAGUCCUGAAUGCAUAAUACUGCAUUUCCUGCGUUUUUAAAAAGUAUUUUUUGCAUAAAUAACAGCCAAAUUGACUGAUUUUUUAAAUAUUAUUUCAAUAUUUUCAAAUAUUAGAUAAAAACUACAAAUUCCUUAGAAAUUCCUUUGAAAUUCCUUAAAAGUCUCCUUAAAAACUGAUAAUUUCCUCAGUUUAAGGAAAUUUCCUUAAAACUGAGAGCUCUGUUGUUUAGUUUAUUCGGGCUUUGAAUCGUCAACAAAUUUAUCGCUAAUUUCAGGAGCGAGAAUUUCUACGAAAGCAAGAAGAGGAACGAGAAUUUCUACGAAAGCAAGAGGAGCUGAGAAUUGAGGAGGAAGAGCGAGAGUACCAACGGCGUCAAGCGGAAGCGGACCGGGAACGAGAGAAGGAACAAGACAGGGAUAGACUGGACAAAGAUGAGUACGAGAGACAAUUGGAGCAACGCGAGUACGAGCGAAGGCAGUACGAAGAAAACCGAAGAAGCUACGAUGGUGACGAACAACGUCGUAAUGAGAGGAAGCCUUAUAUCCCACCUGGAGUCAAGUGAGUUAUACCUCGGUCUGUGUGCUUAUCUUUCAGUGGGAUCACUUUAAAAUCGAACAGUUUAAGGACAUUGGCAAAAAAAAUUAGUUCAGUGCAUUUGAAAGAACUCUUAAAACUAUAUAUUAAACUGUAUUACAGAUUUUUUAUAUCUUGCUGACAGUAGUUUUCAAAAUAUUUCGAUUGAAAAAUUGAGCUUUUCGCCAUCUUGGAUUAUUGAGGAUAUGCGGUUAGCGCUAUUUUCCAUCCAGCAAACUGACCUGACCUCAUUUUCGGAAGAUGGAAGAGGUGUUAACUAAUGUAACUAACCCAUACCCUACCCCUACUCUAACCCCUAACCGCAAUCCUAACUCUAACCCUAACCCUAACCCUAACCCUAACCCUAACCCUAACCCUAACCCUAACCGAAAUAAUAAAAAAAUCCAAAAAGAAACGACUUUAAAAAAUCAAUAAGGCGGUUUGCUGGAUGGAAAAUAGUGUUAACCAGGAUAUGCAUGUUACGUCAAGAGAGGGGUCACGCUAAUUUUAUUAUCUUGAGAGUAAGCGAUCAAUAUUGGUCCAAAAAUUUGUUUCUGGUUGCUCUCUGAAAUUUAGAAAUGAUUAAGAACAUUUCAAACAAUUUUAGAUUGUUACUUGGUUAUUUUAGAGUAAUAUUAUUAUUAUAUGGUUAACCCAACAAACCUUAGUUAAUGAGGUCAAGAUGGCAAACAGCUCAUUAAUUUCAGUCUAAAUAUUUCGCGAACUAAGCAAGAUAUGACAAAUCGGUAGUAGAGUUUAAUAUAUAAUUUUAAGAAUUCUUUUGAAUGAGACAAACUAUUUUUUUAUUGCCAAUGUCCAUUUAGUACGAAAGCUUUUAAUCACAUUACACGAAGACAUAUUGCACAUACCAGCUACAUGCAAACCUAGCUAGCGUACUAUCAAAGCUAAAGCUCUCUAGAGUCUAGUGCUUAGUGAAAUCCUGCACCUACAGUAUACAUACAGACGAAUUCAAUAACAGCGAUAUUUUUAUUCAGGGUUCUGCCAGGCGCACUUCCCCCUGUAGUGCUGAAGAAAACUGAUUCUGGAGGUCGCAGAAGUCCUCGGGACGAGUCCUACCAAGACGACGCUCGACCUUCCGUACAACUACGACAUGUAGAACGAGAUUCAGAGGCCGAGCAGUACGACGAGAGGAUUGGGGUGAAGGUUUCAGAUCUGUUUGAUAUUGGCAAAGACAUUCAAGCCGGAGGGGAGUAUAUGGAAGAUGGCAGACGUGUUGAACGAAGCGAUGAACGCCGCUACAGAAGGUAGACAUUAAAUAUUGUUGCGUUGUGUAAAACGUGGGGGCGGUUGCAUCUAACACCAGACUGAUAGGGGAUCUGACCGGACCUCUAGGACAAGGCUGGAUUUGGAUUUUCACCAGAGGCAUAACCAGGGGGGGGAUAGCGGGGGGCGACGGGGUCCGGACUCUUCUUCGGGACCAAUUUUGUAAGUCCUUCAAAACUGAGAACUGGGAGGGGGAGCGUAACCUCUUAAUGUUUUAACUAUGACAUAAAAUAUACCAAAUAUGUGGCUUUCAGAUUAUCAUAAAUGCAUGAAAUAGCGUUUCGUAUGCCAUAAAGAUAGAAAACCUUUCUAGGGAACCAUGCCCCCGGACGGCUGUACGCCUCCACUUGUUCGGGGAAAUACUGUACUUCCACUGUCAAGGGAGGUACUGUAAUCAUGCCAUCUCUUCACAUUUCCCCUUAAAAUCCCGCCUUGUUCUAGGAAUUAAGGACAGUUUAGAACAGAUAGAGACGUCCAGUUCAAAUAAAGUUAGUUCAGUUCUGUAUCACCGUUUCCAGAGUCCAGAGGAUUAUAACUAUAUUCUUUCAUACGUACGUACGUUCACUUGAAAUGUUUAUUUUCACCACGUAUUUCUUCGUCGUAAGAAGUUCUGAAUUUUUUUUUAAAAAUCAUCACUUUCAAUUAAAGAAUAUUUUCACUAUUGUUCCUUACCGCCUCCCCCAUUUUCGCAGGUUAUUUAUAUAGGGAAAGUGUCGACAUUUUGAUUCGGCCCCUCGCAUCUUCAUACGUGUCGGUAGAUGAAAAUGUUCAAAAACAGAUCAAACUUUGUAAAUCUCUGUUCACAAACCAAACAAAUUAUUUACCCCCAUUGUUUGGCAAACUUAGCUAAAAAUACUGUAUCAACUAUCAAGUCUAAAACAUUUCGACCUUUUUUCUUGUCUUAUCAAAUAAAAAGGAAAACACUUUUAAAAAUACUCUGGUUAGAAUUUUCUGGGUCAGUAUAAACAAUAACCCUAUUUGGGUUCACUUAAUAUUCCUCGUUAAAUUUCCUGACUAUUUUAACCUUUUUCCUGCUAUAGUCUACUUAAUUUGUCCGGAAUGUCCUGGCUAAAUUAAUCGGUCUUUGUUACGUGGAUAGUAAUAUACAUAAAAAUAUUACUCGACUGUGAUUGCCUGAUUUCAGUGCAGUGCAAAAUCUGUAACAACAGUGCAAAAAUCUGUAACUAAUCUGAUUGGUGGGAAAAGCAAUGGUUGGUUGUGAUUGGUUGAUUUCAGUGCAGUUCAUCUCAAACAGCAGUGCAAAAAUCUGCAACAAACUAAUCUGAUUGGUGGAAAAAACAAUGGGAUCUAAAAUCAACCAAUCAGCUUUUUCAUCUUUUUUUAAAAUGUAAAAAACUUCACCUUAAACAAGACUAACAAGACACGAUUGAGCGAAAUUUUCAAGCCGUUAGCGUUGUAUGAUGUGAUAUAACAAAGCAGGAAAAUUUUGUCAGUGAACGGUUCGUUAAACUAUAUACAAUAGACAGCUUGCAUGUUAGACUAAUUUUUGAUUUAGGUAAAGAAAGUAAAUUCCCGUAAAGAACCUAUUAAAAUUGGUAAAAUUGCAAAAUUUGGUUACGAAAUAUUGUAAAAUACGGAAAAAUAUAACCUUGCGAAGUUUGCAUAUUUUGUAUAUGUUUGUAUUACGUGCGGAAAUUAUUACAAUUUUUCGUUAAAAUUUUGUUACCACUCGUCCUAAAUUUUGUUACCACUCGUCCUUCGGACUCGUGCUACUUUGACACUCUUUGAAAAACGCACUCGUGCAUAUUUUAUUCAUAUUGCACUCGAAACCAUACUAUUACCUAAUACCUAUACUAACCGGGAAAUUCUAACCACAGUGUUUUUAGAGUCCAGAAUAAAGUCGUUGUGUAACCUUACUAAUAAACCCUGAAAUUUAAAAGGUUAUUAGUACUGCAACAUUAGGUGUUUCGACCUUCUGUAUUUUUUACGAAAUGAAAAGAAACCCUUGUGAAAUCGUAACUGUAUAACACUUCAACCGCCUUUGCAGUGACAGUGAUGACGACGAAGCGGGAUUUUCUCGCGACCCGCGGGAAUCUCGCGUGACUGACACGCAAGACGUGGAGAGACGCGGCGAGCAAAUAAAUGAGGAGCUGGUGCGGACUACCGUGAAACCAGUUGAAGCGGGCCCAGUCGAUUUUGAAGAUGUGUUCAGGUAGAUUGACGCGCAGUCCUGAGACCUAGACUCGCUUCGGUGUUAAAGAUUGGCUGUUUUAUACAUUGAAAUUAUUUUUACAAUUCCGAGGAUGGAUGUUAAUGGAUCAUUUGGGUGGUGAAGACAGAUGAGAAAAAUUGAGUGAAAUGUUUGAUGGUAGAAUGUGAUAUGUUGUUUUAAGAGGAAAUUUUUUGUAUGUUACGUAACACGCGCUAAAAACUAAUGAAUAUGAUAUUCCAACUUGGUUUUGACCAGUUUUGAUAUACGUUUCUCAAUCGGCAAACAAACUUAAAAAGUAUGUUUAUAAAAUACUGCUAAAAUGAAGAGUUUUUAGAUGGUACAACGCCAAAGAGAAAAUAUCUGAUGUGCAGUAAGCUUUACUUAUAUUGCUGUAAAUAUAUAGCCUCAAUUCGAAAGCACCAUUGAUGACAAUUUUUAACUAUUAUUAUUUUAUGUUUUUCAACCGGCAGAUGCAUUUAAAAAGGUAGCUAACUGUAUGAACAAGAAAAUAAAGAAACGCCAAAAAGACUUUUUCCAUAAACUACAUUUUCAAAAUCUCCGAACCCUUGAACUGAUUGCGAAGUCCCUUUAAAGUCAUGAAAUUUUUUCGAAGUUCUGUUUGUUUAAAAUUGGCAGUUUAAAAUGACACUAAAAAGCCAAUAUAAAAUAAAAAAAACUUAACUGUAUAUUGUAUAACGAAAUAUAAAAAAUAUUCACACGGCUCUUAAAAUACAUUUAGGCGGUGAUAAGAAUCACGGAAUUAAUUUUACGUGGCCUAAUCGCAAGAUAGUACGCGACAUAGAAAAAAUUGCCUCUUAACGUUAAUUGUGUGAGUUGUAUAUGUGGUUAUUUGUUGCUUUUUGCGGCAUCAUGAUUUAUUGAUUGUUAAUAUUGAUUGAUCAAACUAUUUUCAACAACAAUUUCUAAAUUGAUCAUAUAAUGAUUUUACUGAUUACGUUAAUGCUCAAAUCACCAAAUCAAUCGUAUAAUUGAUUAAUAUUUAUUGUGAUUUAAAGUAUUAUUAAUGAAAUACAUACAUAUUAUAGAAGAGUCAAUCAUUAACACUGAAGUGUUGCAAUUAAGCGGAUAUUAAGUUCAAGUGCGUCAGGUUAGCAAAUUUAUUGCGUUGCCCGUGGCUUAUGUUGGCAAGGUGACGAAACUCGUGCAAUAAUGCAUUUGGCUAUGUUAAUUCCGUUUUAAAGACAUUCACAUUAUGCAUUCACUUCACAUCAUUCCAUUCUAUCUAGUAAUCCUAUGUCGCCCAACAAACAGCAUGAAUUCACAUUGUGCAUAAUUACUGAACAAUAUUUGAACAGGAAGUUCGAGUCACUAAAUAUGAGUGGAGCUUCUCUUGAUAUUGUACACCAAGACAUUGAGAGUAAAAAAUUAGCCUUUUUAACAGCUUUUCGGUAAUUUCAUAAUGCAUGACUAAUGACCAUUUGCAUUAUAGACUAAAUUUUGAUCUGAACAAGUCUAGACAAAAAUUUCAUCACAGCUUGAAAGAGCAUCACAAAAUUAGUAAUAUUCCAAAGUUUCGUUGCGAAAUGUUGUAAAAUGUGGAUAAUAUAACCUUGCGAAGUUUGCCGUUUUUCAGUCAUUUAGUUGCAUUACGCGGGGGAAAUUGACAGCCCAAUACCCUUUGGGGCUGUCAAUUUCCCGUUUGUACUUUGUAAUACAAAAUGACUGAAAAACGGCAAAGUUCGCAAGGCUAUAUUAUCCGCAUUUUAAAACAUUUUCGCAACGAAACUUUGGAAUAUUACUAAUUUUGUGAUGCUCUUUCAAGCUGUGAUGAAAUUUUUGUCUAGACUUGUUUAGAUCAAAAUUUAGUCUAUAAAGCAAAUGGUCCAUUGACGAUUAUGCGCUGCGAUACCCAUCUGUCUAUGCGUAUCAGUGUAAUUUCCAUAUGCAUUCACAUAUACAUUCACAACAUACAUUCACCUCUAUCACCGCUUAACAAAUUUUACAUUAUUCCUUGACUAAUUCUCUCCUCCAUUAUCUAUAGUUCUCAACAGACUACGAGCAAUCGUUCUCAGACCACGACAGAGUAUAGGACUAGUUACCAGGUUACGAAGCAAGCACGAAACACGGUUGUUGACACUCGUGGCGGACGAAGAGUUGAAGGUGGUGUAUUCAGCGAGUACUACCCUGGGCGCUCACGUGCUAAGAUUGUGAAUAUUGAUGAGGAGAAACAAGGAGGAUAUGUGGGACGUGAGGAACCUCAAGUGAAGGUAAGGGAUAU